This is a messenger RNA of Symbiodinium sp. CCMP2592, 1107 nucleotides long. The record is from the annotation of a GenBank genome assembly. Lineage: Eukaryota; Dinophyceae; Suessiales; Symbiodiniaceae.
AUGGCCCUGGAGCUCAACAGCUGUACGCUGGAGGACCGGUGCCGGGCAAAAAAGGAGCUCUUGGCCAUAGGCCUGGAUGCCGAUGCUGCGCAGUUUCCCGGUAGAUUGGUCCUUGAGACGGGACUUGGGCGGCUGCUUCAGUUCCGGCCUUACCAAUGCCUGGACGAAGCGUUGAAGGUCCAAGAGAAGAGCGCUGCUUCUUUGAAGGGCUGCUCUGUGCUGCCGUCUUUUGUGGCGCUCUCCGGUGACAGAGCCUUGCAGUGCUACGAAGACAUGAAGCUGCUGCUGCCGGGAGGCAGUGAGAACGUCUUGCGCGCCUGGUUCGGCGACCCCGAGUUCCCCUGGAAGGAUGAGAUUGGCAAAGGAGCUUCCUGCACCGAUGCUGUGAAACAGGUCCUCCGGGCAAACCGUCCGCUUAUCACCUCCUGUGCUUGCCUGGGAUGCGAUCCCGUUCCCGGUGUGUGGAAGCAGUUCAGAGUGGAGCUCAUGACUUUGGAUGGCUACACUGCCGAGGAACCCUUUUACCCGAAGUUGUAUGAGACAGUGGAGGAAGUCCCCUCCUACCCUCACUGGGUGGCCUUCGUGCGACAUGCACAAGCUGGCCACAACGUCGACCGUGCCCUCAUCGAGAAGCCCGACAACCCCCUGACCGAUGUUGGCGUUGCGCAGGCUCUCAAGGCGAAGGAGGGGCCGGCCGGUGCUGCUGUGCGCGCGGCAGAGCUCGUGGUGACCAGCCCACUGAAACGGGCCAUGCAAACUGCGGGCCUCCUUUUGGGAGAGUCAGGCCAUGCCGAGGUGGAUGCAGGCAUAAGCGAGCGAUGGAGCGCCCCCUGCGACGAGGGGACAGCCAAGUCUGAGCUGGUUCUGGCAAGACAUCCUGGACUAGAGGAUAUCUCAGAGUGGAAAGGUCUGCAGGAUCUCCCUGAAGUUUGGUGGCCGCAGCCUGGGGAGGACCAGUGGGGACGCGCGGAGGCCUUCCUGGCCCGGGCUCGCGAAAGGCCCGAAGAGCGAAUUGUUUUCGUCGGGCAUGGUGGCUUCUGGGAACGAGUUCUGGGCCGAUACCUCUCCAACUGCGAAGUGAUCUUCUGUGAGCGUUCCCUGUCGUAG